AUGUUUCCCUUAGUUUUCGUCUCAAUUCAUCAGCACUUCCGUACUCACCCACAGCCUCCUAGACUCAUGUUCGCCAAUCUGGACGAGGAGAAGAAGGCGCGAUUGAGAGAAAGAAUUCUUCAAGCCGCUGCCGCGCCUCCCCCAGCCCCUGCACCAGCAAAGUCUAACAGCGACAGUGACGAUGAACAAGAAGUGCCACUGCAGCACAACGAGAGCAUGAAGCACGCAUCGGAGCAACUAACAAUUAAUGCUAAAAGCACCGAGGUGGAAAUUGCCAAUAUUCGACUCUUCACUCUCGACGAGCUCGACCUUAAUCAGCUCACCGAGUGUAAGAUUCUCUCUCUGCGCAAAAACCUCAUUCAUGAGCUCUCUGCUUUUCCGCAGCACUUGGCCGGGCGGCUUACUGAACUAGAUCUGUUUGACAACAAGAUCAGGAAGGUGCGGGACUUUUUCGACUCAGCAAUGGUACCAGACCCCGAAAGUGGAUCUCUUUUGAAGCAGUCGGUUCCACAAGCAUUCUACUCUCUCACCAAGCUUGAUUUGAGUUACAAUCAACUACGCAGAAUAACGGGCUUAGGUUCGUUAGGCUCGACACUUAAGGAGCUCUAUCUGGUUGAAAACAAAAUCAAAGUGAUCGAAGGGCUCGACAGCUUCGUUCAUCUGGAGCUUCUCGAACUCGGUGGCAACCGCAUUCGUGAAAUUGGAUCUGGGUUGGCUAACCUGCGGUCCUUACAGAGUCUGUGGCUCGGCAAAAACAAGAUCCAUAGUAUUGGUGACUCCCUCCACAGCCUUCGCGAGCUGCAGAAACUUAGCCUUCAGGCAAAUCGGUUGACCUCCAUUACAGAAGAAGCAUUCAAGGAAGGCUGCAACCCACAUCUCGUGGAGCUUUAUCUGUCAGAAAACGGCAUUAGCACCAUCGAGAACCUGCCCCUGCACUCCCUUCACCUGCUGGAUCUCAGCUUCAAUCCCAUAGCUACAAUCAACGAAACUGUCAUAAACCCCACCAAUAUGCCUGAACUGGAAGAGUUUUGGUUGACUGACGGAAACAUCAACGACUGGGGAGAGGUCAAAAAGUUCUGCGGGUUUGCUAAUACGCUCCGCACCAUUUACGUGGAGCGCAACCCUAUCGAGCAAGAUAAGCGCUAUCGGGAUAAGGUUUAUAUGAACCUGCCAUUUGUGACCCAGAUUGACUCGUGGCCAGUUCUCAACAAAAACAACCUGGAGGCCGAUCGCUUGAUUCAACGAAGAGCAUCGUAG
Molecule: messenger RNA, 1257 nt
Organism: Leishmania braziliensis MHOM/BR/75/M2904
Lineage: Eukaryota; Euglenozoa; Kinetoplastea; Trypanosomatida; Trypanosomatidae
Product: protein phosphatase type 1 regulator-like protein
Exons: 1
Coding region: 1-1257 (418 amino acids)
Molecular function (GO): protein binding
Source: RefSeq, a predicted model, not a curated record